AUGCAGUGCGCGCCGCGGCUGACAUGGCGGCCGGCCCAGAUUGAGGCGCUCGCGUCGGGGCCUCCCAACUGCCGGAGCAGGACAUGGAGGGGGACGCGGCCGGCACAUCCCUGGGCUGACAGCCAGGUACUUGAGUCCCCCGAGAAAGAGAGAGAGAGAGGGCGGCGGAGGCGGCAGACGGAAGCGGGUCGUGUCCCCCCCCUCCCGCGUCGCUCUUUCGCCCUCCUUCCGUGCCCGCUCCUGGCUUCUACCCUCCUGGGGGUGGGGGGAGGGGGGCUCUCUGCACCAAGGCCCUUCGCUCGCCUCCGCCACGGUCUCCCCCCCCCCGGCACCCACUUUUUAAAGUCUUCUCGGAGCGCCUCUUUUUGGGUGGGUGGGUGGGGGUCUGCCAGGCGCCCUCCUAGCUAGGGUCCUGGUUGGGACCCCACUUCCCCAUUCCCUGCUUUUGUUUCUCUCCUGUCUGGGUGGGAAGAAUAGAAAGUUUAAGGCAAAUAGGCCCUUGGAUGAGGACUGUGCCCAGAGCGAGUUGUUUUGGUGUGUGUUUUUGUGUGGGCGGGGGGGGGGGUGUUGAUGUGGUUGGGUAAUUCGAUAAUUUGGGGGGGGCACCAAAAAGUUGAUCCUGCACGUGUACUUCUGAGGGCUAAGAGGGGGUGUUGUUUGUUCCGUGGGAGCACUAUAAAGACGUUGGAGCGUAGCCUACGGAGACAUGUUUUGGGGAAAUCGAGCUGUUUUUCUGACAGUGGGCUAAGCUGUUAACACAACUUGAUGGGUUUCCUGCGAGGAGGGGCUUGACACAGAUCUCCACAGAAUAGCCCUUUCGCACUUGGGGCUUUUAAUUGGGGGGCUCCCGAGUGCCGGUUUUAGUGUCUCUGGUGUCUGGGAGCCUCUCAGUAAAGCAGAUGGGUGAAUAGUGGGAUCAGUGUCAUCACUGUUGUAAAUUAUUAUGCAGCACCAUCAGCCUACAGGGCACUUUAAAGAGCUUAGUAACUACUAAAACAAAUAGGUUUCUACCUUAAGGUGAUUGCACUACAAAAUAGCAGAGCAUAUUGUGCUAUUUAGUGAUGGUGGGUAAGGCUUCUGGCUUUCUGCCUUAGCACUGGACCACUUUCACUUGGAACCUUCCCACUAUAAAGUGAUCUCUGGUCAACAUCUGGUUAAAAAACUAAUUAGUUGUCUGCAUUUUGCAAAUGGUGAAAAUCAAGGGUUCAUGCUUCAGUAACAGAAGCAGGCAUAUAUUAAAGUUACAGCUUUUGCUGUUGCACAUUUCAAAAGCACAUUAUGAGGAGCCAUGAUUGAUAUGCAGAUUUGAGUAUGUAUUCAGUUCCAUUGUAAAAUGUGAAAUUGGUCAGUUUCAUAGUAGAGCGAAAAUAGAACAAAAAUACUUAUUGGUCCUGUUGUUAAAUGGUCCUGCUUCUCUUCUAUGUAAUCAUCUUAAGUAUUAUGACAUUGUAAUAACCUUUUGAAUGUAAGAUUUCACCACAUGAAGGUUGAAAAAUAUUUGAUAUUGCUUGGGUUCACUAUCAACCUUUUUAGGUGCCAGUCCAAUAAAGAGCUGAAAACUAUGUCAAAUUCGUUUAUGCUAACAUCAAUUUUUAAAAGGGCACCUGAUAUUUUUAUGGUGGUGUUCACAUGUAUCACUGGCAUAGACUUGUGGAAGAUUCUUCCGUUAUUACAGUGUGAAAGAAGCAUACUAGCCGAUGUUUUCUCAAAAUUUGGGUUCAUAGUAGAAGUUACCUUUUAGGUUUUAAAAGAAUGAUCUAGUUUACACAUCAUGGUAAACCAUAGUUAAUAAUAUUAUGUUAGCAAGGAGAUUGAUUCUGCUUCACUCUUCUUUUACUUGUAGAGUCACUGUGGUGAUGGUGAUGGUGAUAAUAAUAAUAAUAAUAAUAAUAAUAAUAAUAAUAAAUAAAAAUACCAUGAGUUGGGGCAACAACCCAAACUCAUUGGCUUAGCAUUUUGUCUGAAUUGAGAAUUAUGGUUUGUUUUGUGCCAAAUAAACCAUGAUUGAUAAGUCAAGAACAUAUCUUGGCUUUACAUUGUGGUUUGUGUGGAGGAGAACUAACCACAAUCCCAUUUGGACAUGAUGCAAGCCAGGAAUUAAGUUUUGUUACUCCUGUUCACAUGAGGGAGAGUGAAGCAGAAACCAUCUGCAUUCCUGAUUUAACUGUAAACAUAACCAGAGCCUUUCUGACAGCAGGUGAUUGCCAUUCUGUAACAAACGCAGACUUUCUGCACAUUAGUAUGCAAAUUGGGUAAAACCCCAGUUUACAGCUGUGUGAUACACUACCCUUAUUUUGAGAAGCUGUUUGUGCAGUUUAUGAUGUGAGAGACUACAAGCAGUACAUGUCUUGUAUGGAGAUUCUUGCGUGCUGCCAAUGAACCCUGAACAGGGUAAUGUUUGUUAGGAAGUUAAAGUUCAUGUUGCAGUAAGUUCACAAAUACUGAAAUUUCCAAAUACUGAAAGAAUCAAAAUCAGCUAAGCUAGGCAAGAGUGUUAAUGUCACAUUUAAUAGUUAUUGUGACUAUCAGCCACAGGGAAUAAGAUCAACAAUAGCAAGAUAGAGUUCUCUGUCUCCCGUCACCAGAUUCCACUCCAGUGUCUCCAGUGAGUGCAGAGUAAAUCUAAAGAAAACUUUGCUAUCAUUUUGCAGUAUGUUUAGUAAAAUAAAUGACAUUAUGUCAGCCCAGAUGUCCUUGUGAUGAAGCUGUCCAAAUUACAUAGAAAAGGAAAGUGAUUUUAAAAGCAAAAGAGGCAUGUGGGUGAAGGGUGCAGAACUCUUCCCUCACUCCACAUCUUAUCUCCCUGCAUGCCAUUUCUUCAGGCACUAGUUUCUGAGCAGAGGUCACAUACCAUGUCUAGAACUGUACUCAGUUUUCCAAAUGUGGCCACAUCACAGAUUUAUACUGUCUUGUAUUUAAACAUUCACCUGGUAGGCAACCAAGAAUUCCAUACACAUGAAUGAGAGGGCUGGUGAAAGAGUGAAGGACUGCUUCCUCCCUCCUCUCUGCCCAUGAUAGAAAUCAAACUGUCAGAGGAGGGAAGCCUGCUUCUCUGUGCUUAUAAUAGAAAUGUAGUGGGCAACUACAGAAGGGAAGGCACUAGCACCUUUUUGGGCUUAUCUACAAGGCUGGAUUUACAUGAGGACAUUGCUAUAUAGCAAUUACAAAAGAGAAGGCCAUUUUAUCAUAAAAGCCAUCAAAUUGUUGUCUUUUCCAACAGCUGUUAUGUUUACUGAGGAGCUUUUGGUAAAGUGUUUUGUCAAAAGCUUUUUGAAAUCUUGGAUACAGUACCUACUGGAUCACUGCAUGUUCGUUGUGCUUUCAAAGAAUUCAAAAUCAUUGGUAAGGCCAAACUUCCUGUUGUAGAAACCAUGCUGAUUCUUCCCCAGCAAGGCUUUUUCAUCUGUAUAACUGUACCUUUGCUUAUGCUUUCUAUCAAUUAACCUGGUAUGGAAGUUAGGUCUCUAAUUCCUCCUGAAUGCAUUCAAGGGGGGGGGGCUAUUUUUAGUGACAAGCUGCACAUUUUUCUUAGAGAUCAUGUGUUGUGUUUAAAGAAAGUCACAUUUAAAGAAAAAUAUUUUUGGCAAUUUGCUAAAAACUACUUGUGGGUUUUUUUGCUUACUACUGCCAAUUUACAUUCGUUUUGCCAGAAUCUGUGGUACUAUAGGGAGGAAUUUGGGCAAGAAUUCUUCUUUUCAAAGGAAGUCUUCUUGCCCUGCGUUGGUUUCUGAUCUUCAGCUUAAAUUGGAUGUGUUUGGACAAUCAAAUUUUGCCUUACUAAACUAAGAUAAAAAUGAACUUUGUGCAUCUACAUUCAGUUGCUUUGCUCCUCACUUCACACAAUUGGAAACAUAAGCUAGAAUUUUGCUGUAGCUUCUUGUUGUAUUUGAAGUGGGAAAUUACGAUUAAUGUUUUCAAAACAACCCUGGACGUGAAAACCAGCUUUAAACAAUUACUUCAUAUUCUGGCUUACUUGCAGGCCAUUUCCUAGUCCAGACAUUUCUCAGUUUGGAAGUUAUGGUUAACUGUGGCUCUCUGGCUUAUCUCUCCACUUGUGUGAAGGGAGGAGCAAAGCAGCUGCAUACAUGAAGCUUGUUCACCACUCAGCUUACAAAAUAGAUAUUUGAUUGUCCCAAUGUGGCCAUUUUCUCUGGGCUUCUAUAAUAAUGGGUUUAAAUAGCAUUCAAAUGUCCUGAUACUCAUUCUCCCUCCCCCCCGAAGUUUCCUCCCAAGAAAUGAAGUGCCACUGUACUGGAUUGGAGCUGCAGUGCAGGGAUAGUCCCCUUCACACACCUCAUACAAUUUUUCUCACUUUAAAAUAGCCACAUCUGUGCAAAGCUUGGAUCUGCCCUCUCAAGGCAAAUACCUUUUAGGGAUGGGUGAAUUGAAACUAGGAAAAAUAGCACUGAGAGAAAGAGUCCCCCCUUCCUGCACCAAAUUAGGUUUGUUGAUAGGCAAACUUAGUUCAUUAAUCAUAUGGUUUUUUAUUGAACUAGUAUUAUUUAAAUGGGGUGGUGGGUAGGUGGGUGGGUGGGACCUGUGGUCCCCCUGAUGCUCCCAGCCAACAUGGCCAGUGAUCAGCGUUGAUGGAAGUUGUAGUUGUAUGGAGAGCUACAGGUUCCCCAUCCUUGCAUUUAGCUCUCGACAGGUCUAAUAUUUUAGUUCCUUCUUUAGUAUUAAAUGUUAUUAAGCUUUUUGUACAAGUUGUAGUUCAGUGGGUUUGGGUUUAUGUGGUUUUGCAAUAAUUCACAUCUUGAUAUUACAGCCAGUUGGUAGUGCUAGUGGAAGAUAAUUGAGAUUAUGAAACCUUAAAAACCAACAGGAAACGAAAGUGAAACUUAUCUACAAUUGUCUGAGUCAAAUCAUAAUAUUAAUAGAACCUCAAACAUAGCAAGUUUCAGGUUUAAGCACCAGAUGGCUAAUAUCUUUCUCUCUAUAUAAAAUUUUAAGUAGCUUAAGUUUGUAUUCAUGUUUUAAACACAAUAAAGAAAUCCCAACACUGCCAUGUAUUUCUGUUGUAGCAAUGUAGUUGUCAUUCCUUUCCUAUCACGGCAGUAUCAAUGGUUAGUGAUCAUGGUUAGCCCCCCCCCCCCCAAUUGAUCAAUUUCCCCAGCUGAUGUCAGCAUUUAUAUACCAUAAUAAUAAUUUGCUGCCUGUUCUGAGCAGGUUGAGGUGUGUUAGGGUUACAAAUAUAAGUGAAUUAACAAAUAACUACGUAAAUGAAGGAUAGUUUUUAUUCUGAAAUCAUUAAUUGUUAUUUCAUUGCUAAAGCCAAUGUUGCCCUUUUAUUAACCUUUGAUGUAAUUUUAAAAAGCAAUAUUUACAAGAUAUAUUUUAUUGCAACUUUCAGGUAGUCCUUUUUGUGUUACAUAUCAUUGUUUUGACACUGUUGCAAUACAGUGUACUUUUCUAUCUCUCUCUUAACUUACAAUGAAAAAACUGAAGUGAAAGCAAACUUAUUUUGGAAGUUGUAGAGGUAUAAGUAAAGCAGAGGCCUAUGUACGAAUGCUCUGAAAUGUUUUUUUAAUGUUUGUGAAAACAUUACUAAUUGGCAGCAUUUCUACAAAACAAUUGUAAGAGUUUGGAGCUCUAAAAUGUGGCCAGUAAGGUAGAAGUCCCUGGGAAGCCUCAAGGAAGAGCAUGCCUAGCAUAAUGUGCUGAAGGAUAUUUCUCCCCCUGCUGCUUUAGUACUUGCGUUGCCCCAACAAAGGGCAAAGGGAAAUCUCAAAAUUAAUGGGCAGAGCAAGCUUAACACAGGGCCUGUGAGGUGCAGAGGCACUGCCACAUCCAAAGCUUUGCUGGUUCACAAGCUGCAAGCUGGCAUAGGAACAGAACCUUUGGAAUAUCUCCAGGGUUUUGGAUUCAGUAUCACCUUGUUUUGUUUUGUUUUUUAAAUAAUAUUUAUUGAGGAUUUUAAGAUUACAGAGAAACAAAGAAGCAAAGUAGACAAAAAGAGAAAUUAAACAAUACAAGUCAAUAAAAACAAAAGUCAAAGAAAAAAAACAAAUCACACAAAUACAUCAAAAUCAAAAAGCAAAAAUAAACAAAAAAUUUAAAAACAAAUCCAAUUGUCCCACAUCUUUAUCUUUCAUUAACUUGUUUCAUGGACCUCCUCACACCUCCCUUUUUUGUAUUCUAGUUAUUAAUUAUCUCAGCAAAUCCUUUCCAUCUUUCAUAAUAUUCUGUCAUUAAAUUACCUUAAUCUAUUUUAACCUUAUCUUACCAUAAAAACCCUAAAACUUAAAGCUUAAAUCUUAUUUAUACCAAUUUCUCAUAACCAUAACAUAUUCUUACAUAAUUCUUUUUAACAUUUCUGCUACAGCCAAAUAAUUUCGUUCCAACAUUUUUCUAAUACUCAUUAAUUUUACAAAACUUUCCUAAAAACUUUCUUCCAAUCUUCAUCCAACGUCUCUUCCUCCUGGUCUCGGGUUUUGUCAGUCCUUUCUAUCCCAUCCAUCUAGUUCAUCAACCUGGUAACCUUAUAUCCGAGGCUCUUAAAUCUCUUCCAUGUCCCUUCCGCAGGUCUUCUUCAUAUUUAUACCUGUACUUUACUUUGUCUUCUGCUCCUUUCACUCGUGGAGACUCCAGCUUGACAAUAUUUUUGUCCCUUCUCGACAGAUCAGCCCCUUUUCCAUAGUCAACACUGAACUCCAUGUGGUAUUUAAAAUCAUGUUUCAAGGUCCCUCUAAAGUUAAGGACCCCCACAACUCCGAACUCCUCCCAGCCCAAAGCCAGACUUGAAAGGUCAAAACAUCCCUGCAUAGGGGCGGGGUCUAUCCAGCCCCCCAUCUCCAAGCCAAACAAGACUCUAUCUCUCCAAAUCUGGCUUUUUCCAGGUUCAUUCGUCAAAUCCAACAACUCAUGUUCCUGCUGGGCCACAGUUCCCUCUAUCUCUGCCUCCCGGGGUCCACCAACAACCUCCUCCCUCAUCUGAUCUGUCAGAGCACACUCCUGGAUUAAUUCCUGAGUGGGUUCUAUAUAGGUACCCACUGCCUGUCCAAAAUUUCCGAUCGCAACAGUCAUCAAAUCCGUCUUCUCAUGUAACUGUUCCAAUAAGGCACUUGUCUUGCAGAAGGCAAGCACCAGAGUCUCCGAGUACAUUCUUGUUCAAGGUCAGAGUCUAAUCCCACGAUCUUAAUCUAUUGCAGCUGCACAGCUCCCAGUUCGAAUUUAAUAACAGUUUCGCAAGCUCCUUCUAGGGGAAAAAGCUUCUAUUUGUAUCCAUCUCUUUUUUUUCUUUUAAAAGCAGAUCUAACAACAAAGUUUCCUUUUUCAGAUAUUUUGUCAAUAUUUUGUUCCUUUUAGAUGCGAAGGGGAACAAUGGAAUCAAUAUGUUUCUCUUCUUUUAACUAUCUGUCCAAAACAUUUAUCUAUAGUCAAUGAACUUCCCGAGGACGUCUGUCCUGACACCCCACUCCCAGGUUCAAGACGGUGGAAAAUUGCUUUUCUUUACUCUCUCUUCUGCAGGUUUAAACAGUCCAGAAAAAAUUUCCCCCUCUUCUCCUGCUUCCAAGGGGGGUUCAGUAAUUUUAAAUGAUGAAAAUUGAUCCUUUACAGACGACUUUCUAAACUCUAGCUUACCGUGUCUUUGCUUUAAUCUAUCUACAAAAGCGGAAGGCGGACUUCCUGUUUAGACCUUCCCGCUUCAGUGCCAAAUUGAAAGAAAAUUCUUAAUCCAAUUUUCCGUUCUACUCACGGGCAGUUAUUUAAAAUCCAAUUGUCCACAGGAAAAAGUCAGCGCUCUCCGGCAACAGCAAUGCGGCUUCACUCCGUGAAAGAAGUAGUCGAUUCAAAGCACCACGCCACUCACCCCCACGUCGCUCCGGAUCCCCGAAACCGGGGUUCCCCGCGAGUAGGGGGGCGCAAAGGUGCCAGCCGAAUCCCACGUCCACAGGCUUCUCCCGCCUGUGGUUUUUGAUGGGUCUCCGCCUCGCCGUGGCGGUUCAGACCCUUUUUUCCACGGAGCGGAUUCCUCCUGAUCGGAGGAAAUCCGCCAUUGCCAGAGGCGCCAACCCGGAAGUCCCCCAGUAUCACCUUGUUUUGGGGCUCUCUACACUCUAGCUUACCACCCACUUGGUCAAAGCUAGCUGACCCUCUUCCCCUGCAGGUUGGUGGAGAGAAUCUCUGCUCCAUCCUAAACACCCCCAACCAACAAAAUAUGGAGGAGGGUUUGGAUUGUGCUCUUAUUAAACCAAUAGAGGAUAUUUCCAUCACACCAUGUGAAUGUUCCCUCCAUUAUUCUCCCCUCCCCCUGACAUGCUUAGCUUUAGUCUCUCAUUGCAAGCAUUUUUGAUAUUAUUUUAAUUUAGGACUAUGUUUAACAAUGUAAGAGUUUCUUUGUGUUCUCAUUCUCAAUUUUUCUCAUCAGACAAUCAGCCAGAUACCCUGCCUGAACAGAGGAUUCUGCUCCACUCCAGUUGUUGCAAAAUUAUAUUUCAAGUAG
Molecule: messenger RNA, 8443 nt
Organism: Podarcis lilfordi (Lilford's wall lizard)
Lineage: Eukaryota; Metazoa; Chordata; Lepidosauria; Squamata; Lacertidae
Source: the annotation of a GenBank genome assembly